GUCCAAUUCUACUCACACAUCAUGUCAGUAUUGUUCACUUCUAUUUCGCCGAACAAUCCGGUCAAGAGGGAGGAUGCGGCCUCCCUUCUGCGCAAUCUAGAUCUAUCUCUUGACCAAGAAGAUGAAGAGGACUUUCAUACCCUCCUGGCGGCCGUCCACGACUGCGCCGAAACCGUGGCGAACCUGCCAGACUAUCAGCCAGUCCCCGAUCUAGAUAGAUACCCUCGACAGAAUGUUCACCGUCCAUCCUCAGAGGAACAAGUAUUUGGGCAGGCCUGGGCCCACAAGUUUCUGAUCAAGGGAAAUGCGGAGGGAGGGCUUUUGGCGGGGAAGACGAUAAGCGUGAAGGAUUGCAUUGCCGUUGCGGGUGUGCCACAGUUGCUUGGAAGUGAUAUCAUUCCCUCUUGGACACCAAUUACAGAUGCGACGGUUGUGACUCGAGCUUUGGAUGCUGGUGCUGACAUUCAUGGUACUUCGACUUGUGAGAAUUACUGCCAUUCCACAGCGUCUUUCACAAGUGCUCAAGGAACCGUGGAGAACCCUUUCGCGACUGGAUACUCGGCUGGCGGAAGCACCUCAGGAGGGGCUGCCUUGGUUGCAGCUGGCUUGGUUGACAUUACGCUGGGUGGAGACCAGGGUGGGAGUAUUCGGGUUCCCUCUGCAUUCUGUGGUUGUGUCGGCUUGAAGCCUACGUAUGGGCUGGUGCCUUUUACAGGUAUUGCUAGUGGGGAUGCUAUUGAUGAUCACACGGGCCCGCUUGCUCGGAAUGUCAUCGACGUUGCCUCUUGCUUAGACGCUAUUGCCGGCUAUGAUGGCAUAGACGAUCGAUGCCUGGGGAGUCCUAAACACGGCUCUACCUCGUUCGCCAAGUCGCUUCAGGCUGAGGCUACAAGGCUCGAUGGUUUCAAAAUUGGAGUCUUGAAGGAAGGAUUUGAACACAGCACCGUGGACCCCGCGGUCAAAGAGUCGGUCAUGGCGGCCAUUCAGAAGUUCACGGAGCUUGGCGCAACAGUCGAGGAAGUAUCCCUUCCAGACCAUUACCAUGGGCCUGCUAUCUGGACCAUUCAGCAGCGUGUCUCAGGCUCUUUGACGCUGCUUGGACAGGCACAUGGUAGAAGGGGGCUUUACAUGACGGAGAUGGAGCGUGAAAGACUCCCGUGGACGAAGGAAGGCUUCCAAAGAGCCUUUCCAGCCACUAAGAACGUUAUUAUAAAUGGCCUCUAUCUUACCUCACGCUUUCCGGACUUGUACGGCAAAUCGGUAAAUAUUGGCCGAAGGCUUCGGGACCUUUACGAGGAUCUUCUCCAGAAGUAUGACGUGGUUGUAAUGCCGACCACUCCUGUUGUUGCACCGAGACAUGGUGCGCGAGGCCUACCGGUCGAGUCUCUGAAGCCUAGCAUGGGCUUGACAAUCAACACGGCAAUCUUUGAUGUUACGGGGCACCCAGCGAUGUCUAUACCAGUGGGGUAUGCUCCGGCCAAGGAUGAUCCUCAGAUCAAGCUCCCGGUCGGUAUGCAGAUCGUCGGAGGGUUGUGGCAGGAACACAAAGUACUCAAGGCGGGAUAUGCAUGGGAGACAAACAACGAUUGGAAAAAGGUGGCGAGUAAUUGAUAAACACAGUACACUAGAGAUAGAAUUUUAUAGAAGUUAGUCUAGGUGACGAACCUCC
Messenger RNA from Aspergillus vadensis CBS 113365, 1669 nucleotides. RefSeq names its product putative amidase. NCBI's taxonomy places the organism in Eukaryota, Fungi, Ascomycota, Eurotiomycetes, Eurotiales, Aspergillaceae. Bases 22 to 1611 code for a protein of 529 amino acids. The transcript has 3 exons. The record is from RefSeq and is a predicted model, not a curated record. Gene Ontology annotation, molecular function: catalytic activity.